AUGCAGAGCCCUGUGUACUGGAGCAUCAUGGUGCUGGCGGUAUCUCCUGAGCACUUGGGAAAUAAAGUUUCAGUGAAUUGGAAACUCAUGUUUCAGCAAAUGCCUUGGCAAGUGGGUCUGAAGCAGCCACAGAGAGUAGCUGUGCAGAGAGGGCUCCCUUGGCGUAGGCUAGGCGUGCUGAGUAAUUGGGCACGCUGCGCGGUCGUACUGAGCUGGGCGGGAAAGGGCUGGGCAAGGAGUGCACACUCCACUCUGCUGCGCAGCUCGUCCACCAGCUCCCCUGCUCCUGCUCCUGCUCCUGCAGUCGUACUUCCACCUGCUCCUUCUCCGGCCGCCCGGCUGCUCUUUUCUGCCCUGCGAAAGCUCCUGCCACCCACCAGGCUGGCUCUCUCUCCAGGUUCCCGGCUCCGGCCAGGGCCAGGCCGCAGCCCGAGCUCCUCCGUGCUGAAAAGUGCCCAGCUUUGUAAGUUGUUCGUUGGUGGCCUGAGCCCAUACACCACCGAGAUUCGGCUUCGCAGCUACUUUGAGGCCUUUGGCUGCCUCCGAGACUGUGUGGUGGUGAUGAAUGCGCAGACCAACCGCUCACGCUGCUUCGGCUUUAUUACCUUCUCCAGCUUGAGUGAAGCUGAUGCUGCAAUGGCCGCCUCGCCCCAUGAGGUGGAUGGCAGCCGGGUGGAGCUGAAACGUGCGGUGUCCCGGGAGGAUUCCUGCAAGCCUGGGGCCCAUGCCCGGGUCAAGAAGAUCUUCGUAGGUGGUAUCAAGGGAGAUGUGAGCGAGAGUGACCUGGUGAGGCACUUCUCGCAAUUUGGCCCCGUGGAGAAGGCCGAGAUUAUCGUCAACAAGCAAUCCGGCAAGAAGCGGGGCUUUGGCUUUGUCCAUUUUUUUGACCAUGAUACUGCAGACAAGGCUGCUGUGAUUAAGUUCCACCCCAUUCAAGGUCACCGAGUGGAGGUCAAGAAGGCCCUGCCCAAGGAAGACCUAGACCAGUGGAACUUUAACCUGCCCAUGCUGGGGAGCAACAGCUGCACCUGGAGAUCUUCUACUCGAGCUCAUGCAGGUGUAAGCCCAGAUCUCAGCCCCACCCAUACCCCAGUCCCCGCCCCUCCUCCCACCAUCAAACCUGAAGAGGGCUCCAAACCCGCUGGGUGGCCAGGCCCCAAACUUGCCGGGUGGAUGGGUCCCAAACCUACCGGGUGGCUGGGUUCCAAGCCUGCUGGGUGGCCGGGACCUGAAUCUGACAAGGAGCCUGACCCCAAAGCAGUUGUAGAGGUGGCUCCUGAACCUGAUGGAGAUGAUGCUUCCAAAUCGAUUGGGGACCCUCCUUCCAAGUCUGAUAGGAGCCCUGAUCCCAAACCUGAUGGGAAUUCUGCCCCCAAGUUUGAUGAAGGUCCCAUCCCGACAUUUGCCUGGAUCCCCACCCCCAAAACUGGUUGGGGCCCUGACAACAAACCAGGUUGGGACCCUGUGCCUAAACCUGUUGGGGGAAGUGCCCCCAAACCUGAUGAAGAGUCCUGGGCCCCUGAAGUCAAGUUUGGCAGUGACCCCGACCCAAAAUCUCCAGUCGAUCCUGCCCUUAACACAAGCUUCAACCCCAAAUCUGGCUCUGGACCCAACCCAGGUCCCCAGGUCCAGAAGCCCAAACCAAGUCUCCUUGCUUCCAAGCCCAACCCAAAACUGGGUCUCCUUGGCCCCAGGCCCAACCCCAACUCGGGCCUCCUGGGCCCCAGACCCAAUUCGGGCCUCCUGGGCCCCAGACCCAAUUCAGGCCUCUUGGGUCCCAGGCCCUACCCAAACCCUGGCAGAGGGAAUGGCCGCAGACACAGCCGAAGCCGAGGCAUCUAUGAUCAGAUAAGCCGCAGAGGGAGCUACAGCAGUUCCAGUGGCUACAGUGAGCAGAAUGAAUAUGGAACCAACUAUAGCCAGUUCCAUCACCGAGGCUCCCUUGGGCCGAUGAAGAAGCGUCGGGGUGUUUGGGAAUAUCAGGAAGAAUCCCCCAGGGGUGGAGACAUUGACUAUGAGGACAACUAGGAAGAGAUUUUUUUUGGUAAUUAAUUAGGGGGAUAUAGGCACUCCUUCCCAAUCCCUGGUUUGGGCCCGUCCUUUGACCAUUUGCUAAGUGCCCUUAUAAGUCCAACCAGCUCUUACUCCUUUGUAUUAAGAUAGACUACCCCAUUUUAUACAUUUAUCUGUGUAGUCUUCACCAUUUAGUUAAUUAUUACUUAGAAUUUUGUUGUUAUUAUACUAGCCAGGAGGUUUGUUAUUUGUGUUUAUUAGGGUUACAUGAAGGUUUAGUGUGGAAAUUGUUAGGGGAAAAUUUGGGGAGGUUUGGGUGGGGAGGUGACUAUUGAAAGGACUUAGUGCCUACAUGCCUUCUGUUACUUGAAACUUGUUUGAUUUCUAAGAAAAAACUUAGAUGAAUCCUAAGUUUAGUUUCUUUAUUUUAAUAAAAUUAUUUAACCUUACAAAUGUCUCCUUUUUUAUU
Monodelphis domestica (gray short-tailed opossum) is the source of this 2482-nucleotide messenger RNA. RefSeq lists its product as uncharacterized. The record is from RefSeq and is a predicted model, not a curated record. Gene Ontology annotation, molecular function: mRNA 3'-UTR binding. Lineage: Eukaryota; Metazoa; Chordata; Mammalia; Didelphimorphia; Didelphidae. Gene Ontology annotation, biological process: mRNA splicing, via spliceosome. Gene Ontology annotation, cellular component: catalytic step 2 spliceosome.